This is a messenger RNA of Penicillium longicatenatum, 426 nucleotides long. RefSeq lists its product as uncharacterized. The transcript is spliced from 2 exons. The record is from RefSeq and is a predicted model, not a curated record. Bases 1 to 426 code for a protein of 141 amino acids. Lineage: Eukaryota; Fungi; Ascomycota; Eurotiomycetes; Eurotiales; Aspergillaceae.
AUGUCAACCGUUAACAUGGUCAAGUAUUAUUUCUACAAGGGAAAAAUGCCGAAGAAUCCAAAAGAUUUGCAGGACAUGGUGGCUCUGGCAUAUCAAACUGCCAGGGACAUGAAACUUUAUCCGCGGGCAAUAUUGAUCCGGUCCAAACAUCACAAAACUACCACGGUCAACGGAAAAACUGGAGAGGAUCCGAAAGGCUGGCAUUUAACAUUUUGUUAUAAGGACGAUAAUCAACUCACGAACAGAACACAUACCGCAUGCCAUGGAUACACGAAAGACGAGUCUUCCUGGGAGCUUCUUGAAUCCACCCACGCCGGCGACAAACCAGAUUCGGUGAAGCGCAGAUACUCGAAGAGCGCCAGUGUCUGGCCAGGACUUGAAGAAUUGGAUGAAGCUCCAGAGAUCGGGUAUGGCCACUUUCUGUAA